CAUCAGUAGUGGUUGAUCCUCCCUUUGAACAGCAUUAGUUCGUCUCUGGUACAGCAACGAUGGAGAAGUGGGUUGGCAAGAUAGCGCUGGUAACGGGCGCCAGCUCGGGCAUCGGACAGGAUGUGGCGCUUACGCUAGCGGACGCGGGCAUGAUCGUGGUAGGGAUAGCGCGCCGUGCCGAGCUUGUCACGCUACUCUCCACCAAGGUGACCGGCGGCGGUAAGAUUUACGCCAAAAAGUGUGAUGUGAGCAACGAGGGAGAAAUAAUGGAAACGCUCAACUGGAUCCGCCGCGAGUUCGGUGGCGUUGAUGUGCUGAUCAAUAAUGCAGGCAUUUAUCGCUAUCAAUUUAUCACGCAGAGUGAAACGUCCGAUUUUCGCGACACCUUCAACGUGAAUGUGCUGGCGACGUGCAUUUUCAUUCGCGAAGUGGUAAAGGACAUGCAGGCAAGGGAAGCGUACGGUCACAUCGUGGUGCUGAACAGCUUGCUGGGCAAACGCGUCCCGGACGUAUCGGUGCCCGUGUUCGGCUUGUAUCCGGCAUCCAAGUUUGCGCUCGUUGGGAUGACGGAAGUGUUGCGGCAAGAGUUAAACUUCCUCAAAUUGCCCAUCAAAGUUACGAGCAUUCAUCCUGGCAUGGUGCAGACGGACAUGAUCAAGGUGUUCGAGUCGAAGCUAGCGGAACGACUACCAAAGCUCCAGGUGACGGACAUUACCGCCAGCAUCGUGCAUUGCCUUGCAACACCUCCCGAAGUUCGUGUAAGUAUAGUCGCUUGCGGUUACGCAUCAAUGAAUCGUCAAUGUAUACGCAACAGGCUAUCGGAUUACUCUGGAUUGACGGGGUCUGGUUUGAUGGCUUGAAGCGGGCAUCAAAAACCGGCUGUGUUAUUCUAUACUGCGACGAGGUUAACUUGGGUUCGGUUUAAUUUCUUGUUUCAGAUCGAUGAGCUGACCAUUAUGCCAACCAUGCAGUAAAAGGCCGUGGCCGCCAGCAAAAGGUAACCGUUGAUUUGUUGUACAACACAAACGCAGAAUUCAAUAAAAUAUAUGUUUGGAA
This is a messenger RNA of Anopheles gambiae (African malaria mosquito), 1056 nucleotides long. It is a transcript of the gene rdhB, whose product is annotated as farnesol dehydrogenase. Lineage: Eukaryota; Metazoa; Arthropoda; Insecta; Diptera; Culicidae. Gene Ontology annotation, molecular function: oxidoreductase activity. Bases 60 to 860 code for a protein of 266 amino acids. The transcript is spliced from 3 exons. The record is from RefSeq and is a predicted model, not a curated record.